GCAACCGGUUUGAAGCCAACGACAUUAAACGCUCGGUCAUGGAAGCCACGAUCUCAAGUAACAUCGCAAUGAAAUGAUUACAAAGUUCACCUGACAUUAAGUCUUAUCUUAUCAGACGAAAUACCUUCCUUUACUGUUGUCAACACAUACGAGUGGAAGCCAGAAAUGGGUCUGACAGGAAUAUUUGUAUCAACGUUCCUUUUCCAAGUCGUGUUUGGCUAUUACACACUCCAACAGCUGUCAUAUACACAGCUUGCGACAAGCAUUAAUAGAGGGGUGUAUGUAUAUGGUGGUGUUAACCUUGGUACGGCGACAGAUUCCGCUUACGAUGCCGUGAACCACGUUGUCUAUAUCAUAGGAGAGACGAGUCACUUUAUGCACGUUGUUGAUAUUGCUAACCCUUCGAAUCCAGUAGUGUUAUUUAUACACGAGUUCACGAAAGGAGAAGGCGUUCCCAGUUCUAUUGACAUUUGUGGCAACCAGAUAGCAGUGGCCCUAGCUGCCCAAACGGACGUUAAUGAAGGCCAUGUCCGUUAUUACGAAACACACACGAGAGGUUCAGGGGAUACAAAUAUGAUACUCGAUGGCUAUGUCACAG
Molecule: messenger RNA, 598 nt
Organism: Ruditapes philippinarum (Manila clam)
Lineage: Eukaryota; Metazoa; Mollusca; Bivalvia; Venerida; Veneridae
Source: RefSeq, a predicted model, not a curated record